UCUCAGUGCAUUGGAAAAUCUACAUGUGUGUACAUAUGCUGCCUUUAAGAAGCAACAGAAAGGCUCGAAACAUGAAAUUCUCUUGGUUUGUGAUCUGGGCUGGAACACUGUUUUUUAAUCCAGUCACUGCUGACUGCAACACUGCUGCUCAAACUGUCACCUGUGAGGAGUCUGGAAAGAACCUCUCUAAUAUCUCCACUAAACUUUUCCAAAAUGUUACUAAGUUAAGCCUCAAAAAUAAUAACAUCACUUUAAAAGACAGCGAGAAAGAGAUUCUUCAAAGUUUAAUUAACCUCACUGAACUUUAUAUUAAUGAAAAUUUGAUUACCAUACUGUACAAUAACAGCUUCUACAACCUGACGAAACUCUUACUUCUGGAUAUCAGCAACAACCAAAUUAGAACAGUGCAUAAAGCAGCAUUUGCUGGAUUAAACAAACUGUCAGUGUUGAAUCUGUCUUAUAACAAGAUUUCUCAACUAGAUUCAGAUGUAUUUAUGUCUCUAAAAAGUCUGACAAUUUUAAAUCUACAGCAUAACUUUCUAAACUCUUUCAGUAUAAAAUCAUCUUUUAAAUUGAUUAAAAUUGUUUUAGCUGGAAACCCAUGGACUUGUUCCUGUGACCUUCUUGAUUUACAGACAUGGCUAACUGCCUCCAAUGUGACAAUGGAAAAUGAAAGCAAUACCACAUGCACAUUCCCAGCAACCAUGGAAAAACUCUCCAUCAAGAUGGCACCUAUCAAACUAGCUGACUGCAAAACUGCAGAAUCUUCUUCAGAAAACCCUGAAACAUCCACUUAUGCCAUUAAGCUUAAAAGUAGCGAACUACUAACAACUCUGACUCCAAACAACAUCACUGAAAACAAUGAAACACAUGCAGAGUACCCACUUGGGAAAAGCUGGACCUUCCUAGCAGGUGUCCUAGGGCUUGUCCUAGGCACUACACUCCUGAUUUUUACUGCUGUAAAAUGCCCGGCAUGGUAUCACUAUGUGAUCAGCUACAGGCACCGCCGCCUGCAAGAAAAUAACUCAGAAAUCUUUGAACAGGAGUUCUCAGCGGACAUGAGUUCUUCUCCUACAGCAUCGAGCACAAGCAAUGAAGAGCCCAUAGUAAUCUUUGAGAAAAUUCAUAAAUUUGUGCCUGAGGAAGAUGGAUAUAUUGAGGACAAAUAUAUAGAUUCUUAAGUAAAUGAGGAGAGUUAACGUCAAACAGUGGAUGAUGAACUGACUUUUCAAAACUGUAGUGCACUGUACUUUCAUAUUACAGUACUUAUGUCCAAUACAAAAUGAAGCUAAGCAGUCCGAAUCCUUUCAUCUCAUCAAAUCCUUAACAAGGUUUUGCUGCAUAAAUUAAGAAGCUAAAAAAUCUGAUGUGCAUGCAUUAGGGCUACACCAAAUAUUUAAAAACAUGCAAAAAAUACUUAUAAGCCACUUUUUAUUAAAAAAGCCUAUUUGGUUGUUUAUUGUGGAGGAGAAAGCUAACUACAUAUUACAUAACAUGAACACAUCUUUACAAAAUAGCUUGUAAAGUUGGCAUAAUCACUAACGCUUUUUAUAUGAAGAAGUCCAGAAAGGAAAAAUCAUUUCCCUAAAAUGCUGAAGCAAGCCAUAGCCACACUGGGGACUGAAUCCAAAUCAACGGUGCCACAGCUCAGUAGUCUGUUAUGCAAAACUAACACAGAGAACAGUGCAUUUGAUGCUUUUUUUUUAACUCAAAUUACCAGCGCAAGAAAGGGUGACUGCUCCAUUCCCUGAAAUGUGUCUACAUGAAGUACAACAAUAAAUUAUCAUUACUGCCUA
Messenger RNA from Apus apus (common swift), 1796 nucleotides. It is a transcript of the gene LRRC19, whose product is annotated as leucine rich repeat containing 19. The record is from RefSeq and is a predicted model, not a curated record. Gene Ontology annotation, molecular function: signaling receptor activity; protein binding. Gene Ontology annotation, biological process: interleukin-8 production; positive regulation of non-canonical NF-kappaB signal transduction. NCBI's taxonomy places the organism in Eukaryota, Metazoa, Chordata, Aves, Apodiformes, Apodidae. Gene Ontology annotation, cellular component: plasma membrane. The transcript has 5 exons. The coding region runs from base 24 to 1181 and encodes 385 amino acids.